GUUGUAUACAACAUGUAAUAUAUAUAAUGUUGUAAAAUGUCGGUUAUGAAAUAUGUAACAAGAGCAAGUAAACCUCAUAUUAAGUUAUAAAAAAUUUGAUGACAAAUUACUACAUAAUAUUGUCAUUUAAUCAUUUUAUAAUUAUCUUUGGAAAACAAACGGUAUGUUUGUUAAUAUUUUUUCUGAUUGGUGUGCAACGAAAAGUUUUAUUUUUUAUCCACCUUAAACAGGAAUCAUUCUCAGAACAAAUAUUUUUAUAACUAUUGUCUUUGAGUAUACAUCUGAUAUCAUUUUUUAACAGAUCUGUUUAAACAAUUAAAAAUAUGGACGAACAUUCAUAUGUAUCAUGUAUUAAAAUUAAUGGAGUUCCUAUUUUACCACCUAUGAUAACUAAAGAUAUCAGAGAAGAAAUGCUUCAUUAUAAACAAAGCGCCAUAAAUAUAGAAAAAAAGUUAAUAACUUUACGUGCUGCCAAAAAAUUUAAUAAUUACAAUGUUCAUAGAGAAAAUGCCAGAAAUGAAUCUGAAGAUACACAGUUCAGAGAAGAAGAAUACAGUUCUAAAGAAGACUUAGUUCCUGUUGAAUCUAAGAAUACUAAUUUUAGCCAGACUGAUGUUCCAAUAGAAAUCUCUGAAAAUUCUAAUGGAGAUAUAGAGAAAACUUUACAGCAUAGUAAAGAAUUAAAUACCAAAUAUAAGUUAGGAGAACAAAUGAAUUUAGCUUCUAAUAGCACAUUAAGGUCAGAACUGCUUACAAUUACUAAUAGUAUGAAUCAUUACUCAAAGGAAGCAGUUUCUGCAAAGUCAGAAAUUGAUUUAGUAUCAAAUGCUUGGAAACCUCAAGUGCCUAAAACUUUGAAUAUUGUUCCAUUGAUAUUAAAUGAUUCUAAUAGUAGAAAGAAUGAACAACAUGAAGAAAAUGAGUUAGACAAUAUAGAAGAUACGCCUAAGUUAGUGCGUCAGGGUUCUUAUGUAUUAGAUGCUCCAAGUCCUAUAUUACUAGCACAUAUGCAAAUGGAAUUAGCUAGUUCAACAUGUACUCCUUGUUCGGAAUAUAUUCCAACGUCAUAUCCGAGUACAGUACGUCGGAAGGAGUGGAAUAUUGCACAAGCUAAGAUUGAAUGGGAGCAUGAUGCUAAACAUAAAGAAUCUUUUCCUAUGGAAUCUUUGAAACAUUUAUCAACACCGAAAAGAAGCGGCUAUUCUAAUAGUGGUCAUACUAUACGUAAAUCAUAUUCAUUACAAACAAAGCCAAAACCGUCAUCUGUAUCUACUUACUCAUCUACAAGGUCUGCUGAUUGUAUUCAAACAAUGUUAGCGCAAGAACGUAUAAAUAGAAACAAUAUACAAAUGAAUUCUGAUAAAGCAUCCAAUGUAUAUAGCAGCAAUGAAAAAAAAUCUAGGUUCCAAAAAUGGAGGAAAUGUAACAGUUUUUCCACCUUUAAUUCAGCAAAUGGAUUCGGUGGUUCCUUGGAAAAUUUAGAUAAUAAUAAUGUAUCUUCUACGUGUUCAGAGAGUCAAUAUAAUAAUGUUUCUGCGAGAAACAACUUCGCAUCCGAAAUUUCAAAAAAUAUUGAUAUACAGCAAUCUGUGCCACAAUCAAAAUCUUCCACUGCAACUGAUAAACUUUUGACAGUUUAUAAGAAGGUACAAGAAAUGCAUAAAAAACAAAUGGCUGAACUAAUGUUUCGUCAACAGAGAGAACAAACGUUGCUUCAACAAGAAUUUGAGAAACAACAAUUACUUUUACUAAAUGAGAUUAGAAAGUCAUUUCCAGAACUUUCAGUUCCAUUACUUUCGGAAAACAUUUCAUCCCCUGUUUUUAAAGAGACUACACCUAACAAUGAAAAGUUCUUUGAAUACAUUGAUGAUAAUACACAAAAUACAAAAAUUGUAGAAAAUACUUUGCAACAAGAAAAUGGAAUAGAGCAUUUACACGAUGAUAAUACGAAAGUGGUUGUCUGUCCACUAGAUUAUAUUUACUCUGCAGUGAGUCACGAUACAAAUCCUUGUCCAGUUAAAAAUUCGUGUCCAAUUCAACCAUUGGAAGUAAAAUCAUCACCAAAAAUUGAUAAUUUUGUAUCAGAAGAAAAGGAAUCGGAAAUUGAAAUAAAUAAUGUAAAAAAUUAUGAAAACGAAUUAAUAAAAGACAUUAAUGGCUGUAAACGUUCUAAUGUUAGCCGACAAUUGUUUCCUUUAAAUAGUAAAACUACUCAUGUUCCGAUUCUUGAAAGAACAAUGUAUGGAACUAAACAUGUAAAGGCAAUAAAUAUAAUCAAUGCAUAUGCGAGAGGAUAUUUGGUACGUAGAAUAAUGCGGACGGAGCGUGUCAUUGCUUUAAAAAAUACAUAUAAAGAAGCUUUACAUUGUAUGCUUAAACUUCAUGUUGAUGCACCUCUCAAUCGAUCAGAAUUUAAUUUUCUACAACGUCUUCAAUUACAGUGUGAUGCAGCUUCUAUGAAUAUAGUGGAAUUAUUUGCACAAAGUCCUAAGAAAAGAAUGCAAAUAAUAGCGCAAGAUCGUGAAAUCAAGCAGGCUCGCAUAGAACGUCCAACGUCUGCAAGAUCAUUUUCAUUUGCAACUCAGCGAACCUUAGCAAGGAAAAAACUGAAGGAGAUGGAGGAAUAUCAGCCAGUUUCGUUUGUUCGUACAUGUUUAUCUAGAUCUAGGUGUCAAACUUGGACUUCCGAUGUUAAAGAAAAACUAAUCUCUCCAAAUAUUUUAUAUCAUAGUAUUAAAAGAAGUACUAGUGCUGGGACUGUACGUAAACCAUGGCGGUAAAAUUAUAAUAGUGCCUUUUAUUAUUAAUUUUGUUACAUCAAAUACAUGUAAAAAUUAUAACAUGUGAACAAAUUCACUUUGUGCCUGAAU
Megachile rotundata (alfalfa leafcutting bee) is the source of this 2870-nucleotide messenger RNA. RefSeq lists its product as uncharacterized. Gene Ontology annotation, biological process: negative regulation of centriole elongation; centrosome duplication; centriole replication. Gene Ontology annotation, cellular component: centriole. The record is from RefSeq and is a predicted model, not a curated record. Lineage: Eukaryota; Metazoa; Arthropoda; Insecta; Hymenoptera; Megachilidae.